Molecule: messenger RNA, 1328 nt
Organism: Prorocentrum cordatum
Lineage: Eukaryota; Dinophyceae; Prorocentrales; Prorocentraceae
Source: the annotation of a GenBank genome assembly
AUGGCGCAGGUGUCUUUCACUGAUGCAGAGAUUGCUGCCGAUCUCGAAGGCCUGCCGGAUGCAGCUUUCGCAGGCGCCACCAGCUCGGAGAGGUUGAACUGGGUCCGGUUCGUUCUGGAGGUGGACGAGGCUCCACGGGCGAAACACGGUUUGCGCUUCUACUCCAGCGUGGCGGGGGUUCUCGCCGACUUGGUCGGCAGCAUCCACCCCAGCGACUACAGCGACGUCGUCAUCCGCGGGAUGAUUACUGAGGGCCUCAAGCCAGGGGAUUUCCCUUUCAGUGGCGAGGCCUUCCCUGAGUCGUGGAAGUCGCUGAAGUUCACUCCGGCACAGAUCGUGUACGCCCUGCGCGUUCAGGGCAAGUGCGUCGCGCAGGUGUCCACCCCUGGGAGCGGCAGCUCGGGCUCGUGCGGCGCACUUGCGACGGCCGCGCCUUCCAGCAACGAUGCCCUGGCGGAGGCCAUGCGUGACUUCGUGAAACAGGCAAGCACCCAGCCCAAGAAAGGUUUGUCUUUCAGCUUGGCAGACCGGAUCCGCGAGGUCGGUCUGCAGGACUUCCCUUCGGAGGCGUUGCCCUCCGAGGAGCUCGCCGCGAAGUGGGAAGCCGCCGGCCGUGCUGCCGCCGACCGCGGCCGGGCUUACGUCGGAGGCGCCGACGGUGACGACCUCCAGGCGGCCCACAGGCCCCAGUGGAGCCGCACUCCGGAGAUCGACGUGGUCGCUCCCGGCGGGUCUUGGGAGGAUCGCAUGCGCGCGUCGCUCGAGAUGCGCCGCGCGCGGACGCAGGAGGACCGGGUGCACUACGUUGGGUUUGCCACUUUCUUGGGCCACGUGAUGACGUGGGGGUUGAAGAUCUGCAUCAUGAAGGUGUGCUCUCCGUCCGAGGUGUUGGGUUACGUGUUCUUGCUGACCCGGGUGGCCGAAGAGUUCGGCGGCGUGCACACGGCUUAUUUCUAUGACUGGCUUGUGCGCCGCGAGAUGGCGCGUUGUCUCGAGAGAGGCGAGGUGGAUAUUUCGCAUUUCUUUCAGAAGUUGGAUCGUGAGAUCGUCCGCGACGCCCGCGACAAGGCUCAGAUGGCCAUGAGCCGCGCCGGCAAAGCUGCAGCCAAAGGCACUGCGGCACAGACGCAGCCCAAAGGCAACAGCGGCAAGGCCAGCAGCAGCAAGCAGUCCACCCCCAAGGGCGGCGGCAAGACCAGCAAGGCAGACACUGGCAAAGGCCGUGCUCCAGUCUCCCCACAGCUCAACCGUUCCAGGAGUCCCCGGGCCAGCCAGGCCAACCAGAACGGCAGUGGCAAGCAGCGCAGUGGCAACGGCUGGGGCGGCUG